AGCUUCAAGGAUCUUAAUAACACUUCGUUACCACUUGAUCAAGAGAAACAAAAAGAAAAGCUGUUCAUAAAAACUCUCUAUCAAUGGCUGCUCCAAUCGCCAUAGGAACACGAGGAACCAUCGGAUCGCUUGUACGUAAAGAAAUCGACUACUUCAAAAACUUCUCUACAUGUCAUCCCCAAUUCGAUCCACGGAGAGGCAAUUCGGAAGAAAACAAAAAUACAUUUAAACAAAGAGAUCGGUCAUCAUCACGGUUGGGUUCUUGGUUCUCUAAAACUAAAUGGAGAAAGAAGAAGCGGCAGACUCGUGGUGGCGGUGGCAAGUUUUUUCCGAGUAUGUGCUCGGCGGUGGAGGUUUCCGGCGAGAAUCGAGUUCCGGGUUUCAACUAUAGGAUCUUGAAGAGUGAUCAUCAGAAGGGCUUGCGUGUGUAGAAAGGAGUCAUCAUUUAUGUGGAUUACGUGAACAUGGAUUUGAAGGUGACGUUAUACAAAACUUGGACAAGAGCUCACAUCUUGAAUUCCAAAAAAGAGACGAUGUUAUCAUAUUUGUCACAGGUGACUAAGAUUUUGCUCUUGGCUCUGUACGUAGUAGCCACCUGAUUAAUUCAUCAACUAGAGUUUGAGAGCACACAACUCCAAUAUGGACCACUAAUGAAAAGUUCCUUAGCUCUUGAAUUCUGGUUAUAAAAGAUCUUGUUGAAUUUUGUGGGUUUCUCAGUUGGUUAAUGACUUCAACACGCUUAUGGAGCUCGAUACAAGGAGAGAAGAACCAUUGCUUCGAUUCCGAGAUCAUAGUGUUGGAUACUUAAUAAUCUUCACACAGUCAUGUACAACACAUAGAAUCCAGAGAUCAAUAAGAGAAUGGAGCGAACGUAUUUUGAUGGCUGUUGAGUUCAACUACAGCAAACUCUUGCUGUCUCUAUACAACAAGAACCCGUAGUUUGCGCUGCGGUGGUCUACAAAAUUAUGUCAUGGCUUG
Molecule: messenger RNA, 978 nt
Organism: Arabidopsis thaliana (thale cress)
Lineage: Eukaryota; Viridiplantae; Streptophyta; Magnoliopsida; Brassicales; Brassicaceae
Exons: 2
Coding region: 84-431 (115 amino acids)
Source: RefSeq, marked reviewed